CUCCCAUCCUUAGUUAGCCGGUGUGGUGCUCGUGCUUCUCAGCCUCGUCGCGGAGAGUCGCUGCCGAGUGGGCGCUGAGUGUCCGCGUCGUCAUGGCUGGUUACGAAUACGUGAGCCCGGAGCAGCUGGCUGGCUUUGAUAAGUACAAGUACAGUGCUCUGGACACCAAUCCACUCUCUCUGUAUAUCAUGCAUCCAUUUUGGAACACCGUAGUAAAGGUAUUUCCUACUUGGCUGGCUCCAAAUCUGAUCACCUUUUCUGGCUUUCUGCUGGUUGUAUUUAAUUUCCUACUUAUGGCACACUUUGAUCCUGACUUUUAUGCUUCAGCACCGGGUCACAAGCACGUACCUGAUUGGGUUUGGAUUGUAGUAGGCAUCCUCAACUUCAUAGCCUACACUCUAGAUGGUGUGGAUGGAAAGCAAGCCCGUAGAACCAAUUCCAGCACCCCUUUAGGGGAGCUUUUUGACCAUGGCCUGGAUAGUUGGUCAUGUGUUUACUUUGUUGUCACUGUGUAUUCCAUCUUUGGACGAGGACCAUCUGGUGUCAGUGUGUUUGUUCUUUAUCUCCUGCUAUGGGUAGUUUUGUUUUCUUUCAUCCUGUCUCACUGGGAAAAGUAUAACACAGGGAUUCUUUUCCUGCCAUGGGGAUAUGACAUUAGCCAGGUGACUAUUUCUUUUGUCUACAUAGUGACUGCGAUUGUGGGAGUUGAGGCCUGGUAUGAACCUUUCCUGUUUAAUUUCUUAUAUAGAGACCUAUUCACUGCAAUGAUUAUUGGUUGUGCAUUAUGUGUGACUCUUCCAAUGAGUUUAUUAAACUUUUUCAGAAGCUAUAAAAAUAACACCUUGAAACACACUUCAGUCUAUGAAGCUAUGGUUCCCUUCUUUUCUCCAUGUUUGCUAUUCAUUUUGUCUACAGUAUGGAUCCUCCAGUCACCUUCAGCUAUUUUAGAGAUACAUCCUAGAGUAUUCUACUUUAUGGUUGGAACAGCCUUUGCCAAUAUCACAUGUCAGCUGAUUGUUUGUCAAAUGAGCAGUACUCGGUGCCCAACUUUGAAUUGGCUGCUGGUUCCUCUCUUCUUGGUUGUCGUGGUGGUAAACUUAGGAGUAGCCUCUUACACUGAGACCCUUCUCCUGUAUACAUUAACAACUGCUUUCACUCUGGCCCACAUCCAUUAUGGAGUCCGAGUGGUGAAGCAGCUGAGCAGCCAUUUUCAGAUUUACCCCUUCUCAUUGAGGAAACCAAACUCGGAUUGACUGGGAAUGGAAGAAAAGGAGAUCGGCUCGUAAUCUACAGAAAGAAGUACUGUCAAUAAGAUGCUUGUAAAUAUUUCAUCCAUCACCAUUGAACUAAACUGAUCUGCUUAACAGACACGGGAACUUGGUGUGUGUGGUGCUUGGACAGCAGGAAUGAUACGUAUGAUCUGAACUUGUGGAAUUUUGGACCUGCUAAUUCCCAGCUUAUUUUAUUUUAUUUUCAUAAAACCGGGUAACAUUUUGGUUAAGCAUAAUGUACCUUAGACCAGCAAAAUGUUCCUAGUGAUUUUAGCUUCAUGAGUCGAGAAUGUUUUGGUUUAUACAGAGUUCAAGAAGCUAUGUUUUUAUGUUUAAAACCCCAAAAUUGGUUUAAGAGCACUGGUAACAUUCAGAAAACCAUAAUAUGUUUUCAUAUUUGAUAUUUAGUAGUAGGUCUUUAACUGUGGAAGCUAUCAGUAGCCCAAAUCUAAUAUAGGGAAAAGAUAAGAGCAAGUCACUGUCCGCAAGAGAUGCCAAAUGACUGCAGAACAAUACACAGUUGCCAAAUACUGGUUUCUCUUUCCCCUGGAAAUGCCUUUUGUCCUCACAUGCUAAGAGAGCUAAUAUAUAUAUUUAGAUUCUCUAGUAUUCCGGCUCUCUUUGUUAUGGAACAGAUCUUGAUGAAUGGUUUAAUUUUUUUUAAGAAAAAUACUCUGUUGAGACUUAGUAUGAUUGUAAUUGUAGCUCCACCCAUUGGCAUGGUUCAUUGUUGAAAUGUGGCGUUUUUUUCUCUUAGCUACAAGUUGCUGAGAUUUGGUGCCUGUGAACUAUGAUUAUAUGAAUGCAUGUGACAGUCCCAGUCUUAGGAUAAUUACUUGUGAGGAAUGCAGAUAAACUUCCUUAUAAGAGAAAUUUACUUUGGAGUUAGAAAUCUUAUGAACCUCACUAUGAAAUUACUACUGUGAACCUCAUUACGAAAUUAGUUUUCUGAUUCAAUUUGUUCUUCCUUCCUUCCUUCCUUCCUUCCUCUCAUUUUCCCUCUCUCUCUUUUUUUGGAGAAGACAGUGCUGUGUUUUUUAUUUCAUACAGGAUAAAGAAGUAGAGAGAAAUUCUCUCUCACCCAGCUUGCCCACUUCCCCACUUGAAGAAAAUGUUUGAUAUAUAUGCCUUACUGAGUACGUACACCCUUUAAUAUGACUUGGAGUAAUUUUUGAGGUUUGCUGACAAACAUAAAAAUCCCUUUGAUUUUAAUGUGGUUGUUUUAUAGAUGACAGCUUUUCACAAAUGUGGAUAUUUUCUUCUUUUUCUUUUUGACUUUGUCUCCCUUUAGUUUGGUGGUGGUGAAAUUUACUUGCUGAUUUUCUUUUAUUUUUCACAGAAUGAAGUUUGUGCUCGAAUGAAGAGUGUAUCUUAAACCCUUUUUUUUGGAUAGAUUGCACUUGGAUAAAAUAGGCACCACUGUGUUGAUAUGCAAUUAAAUUCAUAACCAUUAUUUAUCUAUGAAUGUGACCAUUGUUAAAUUUAAUUAUAGUAUAUUCCUUUCUUGAAUUUCAGUCUGCUGCUUUGUAAAAAUAACUGUGUAAUUGAUAUUUUGAUUUUUAAAUUUGUAAAUUCUACAAAGGAAACUCCAUAAGGCUAUCAGCUGACUUCUCAGCAGAAACCUUACAGGCUAGAAGAGAGUGGCAUGAUACAUUUAAAGUGCCAAAAGGAAAAAACCUACAGCCAAGAAUACUCUACCCAGCAAGGUUAUCAUUCAGAAUGGAAGGAGAGAGAAAAAGUUUCCCAGACAAGCAAACAUUGAAGGAGUUUGUCACCAAGAAACCAGUACUACAAGAAAUGAUAAAGGGACUUAUUUAAGGGGAAAAGAGAAGACCACAAAUAGGAAAAAUUAUCUAUUUCCAUGAUAAGAGGGUAAUGGAUACAAAUGCACAAAAAAAAGGUUAGAUAUGAUAUCAAAAACAUAAAAUGUGGGAGAAGGGGAGUUAAAGAGUAGAGCUUUCAGACAGAGGUCAGACUAAAGAGACUAUCAACUUAAUAUGGACUGCUAUAUAUGUAGGUUACUAUAGAUGAACCCUAUGGUAAUCACAAACCAGAAACCUAUAAUACGUACACAAAAAAAUAAGAGAAAGGGACCCAAACGUAAUACUAAAGAAAGCCAUCAAACCACAAGGGAAGAGAGCAAGAGAAGAAGAAAGGAACAGAGAAGAACUACUAAAACACCAAGAAAAAAAAGUUAAAAAAUGGCAGUAAGUACAUACUUGUCAAUAGCUACUUUAAACGUCAAUGGACUAAAUGCUCCAAUUAAAAGGCAUAGGGUGGCUGACUGGAUAAAAAAACAAGACCCAUAUAUAUGCUGCAUACAAGAGACACACUUCAGACCUAAAGACACUCACAAACUGAAAGUAAAGGGAUGGAAAAAGAUACUCCAUGCUAAUGGCAAUGAAGAGAAAGCUGGGGUAGCAGUACUCAUAUCAGACAAAAUAGACUUUAAAACAAAAACUGUAAAAAGAGACAAAGAAGGGCACUACGUAAUGAUAAGGGAACAAUCCAACAAGAGGAUAUAACACUUGUAAAUAUCCAUGCACCCAAUGCAGGAGCACCUAAAUAUCUAAAGCAAUUAUUAACAGACAUAAAAAGAGAAAUAGACAGUAACACAAUAAUAGUAGGGGACUUUAACACUCCACUUACACCAAUGGAUAGAUCAUCCAAACAGAAGAUCAAUAAGGAAACACUGGCCUUAAAUGACACACUAGAACAGAUGGACCUAGUAGUUGUGUACAGAACAUUCCAUCCAAAAACCGAAAAAUACACGUUCUUUUCAAAUGGACAUGGAACAUUCUCCAGGGUUGAUCACAUAUUAGGGCACAAAACAAGGCUCCAUAAAUUUAAGAAGACUGAAAUAAUACCAAGCAUCUUUUCUGACCACAAUGGUAUGAAACUAGAAAUCAACUAUAGGAAGAAAAUCAGAAAAGCCUCAAAUAUGUGGGGAUUAAACAAAAUGCUACUGAACAACGAAUGGGUCAAUGAAGAAAUCAAAGGAGAAAUCAAAAAAUACUUGGAGACAAGUGAAAAUGAAAAUACGACAUGCCAGAAUUUAUGGGAUACAGCAAAAGUGGUUCUAAGAGGGAAGUUUAUAGCAAUACAGGCCUAUCUCAACAAACAAGAAAAAUCUCCAAUAAACAAUCUAACAAUGCACCUAAA
Messenger RNA from Diceros bicornis minor, 4433 nucleotides. RefSeq names its product selenoprotein I (gene SELENOI). Gene Ontology annotation, molecular function: ethanolaminephosphotransferase activity. The record is from RefSeq and is a predicted model, not a curated record. Gene Ontology annotation, cellular component: Golgi apparatus; endoplasmic reticulum membrane. Gene Ontology annotation, biological process: phosphatidylethanolamine biosynthetic process. NCBI's taxonomy places the organism in Eukaryota, Metazoa, Chordata, Mammalia, Perissodactyla, Rhinocerotidae. The transcript has 10 exons.